Molecule: messenger RNA, 1265 nt
Organism: Hippocampus comes (tiger tail seahorse)
Lineage: Eukaryota; Metazoa; Chordata; Actinopteri; Syngnathiformes; Syngnathidae
Gene: bloc1s5
Product: biogenesis of lysosomal organelles complex-1, subunit 5, muted
Exons: 5
Coding region: 288-755 (155 amino acids)
Cellular component (GO): transport vesicle; BLOC-1 complex
Source: RefSeq, a predicted model, not a curated record
CGGAAACGGUAGUCUGUGUUUGGCUCCCUGAAGUCUGCUGAUUUCGAUUCACGUGACUGCUAUUAGCCAGGAACCAUCCAAGAUUAAAUAUACGAUGCUUAAUUUGUUAUAUGCUACGCAAUAAGGCAUACGCAUAGCCACAGAUGAGGUUUGUUUUGCAAUUAACCUCCCGUUUGCUCGUAGCUUGGAGCUAAGCAUUAAUUUGGUCUGUGUCCGAGGCAAUUUCAAGCUAGCAAGUCCAGGUCGCUACCUCAAACAGGAAUUAAAAUGAGACUUUAGGAGUAAAAAUGGACAAAAUUAUUAAAGAUGUUGGUGAUAUCCAGUCUCGGCUCCUCGACCACAGGCCUAUUAUCAAUGCGGAGAUCCGUUACUUUGUGAGAGAAUUCGAGGAGAAAAGGGCUCACAGAGAGAGCCGACUACUGGAGAGCCUGAGUAAAGUGGUGCAAGAAGCAAAUGAGGAAGUGCUUCCUUCAGAUUUGGAGGGUGUCAAGCGGCAGCUCUCCAAUGUCAUUGCUCGAUUGAAGGCUGCUAAUCACAUGGCAGAAAGAGUCCAGCAGAGGGAGCUAGAAACACAGCAGGGCGGCCAGCUGCAGGAAAAUAUGGAGCGUCUGAAAGACGAGUGGGCAGACUUCCUGAAGGAGCAGCAGCGACUGAAGGAAGAGGUGGGCGAAGAGCACGCCAAGGCUGUCGGACAAAUCAGCACUCGCUACAGUGAGAAGAAGAAGGACCUGGAUAAGUUGCUGUCUGAUGUUUAAGUCAUUGUGUGCCUGUCUGCGCCGUGCGAGCGUGCGUGCGCUUAGGAAAGCUAAGGUGAGAGAAUUCAAAAUAGGAAAGAAAAUUGUCCUGUAACUGAGCAUCCCAAAUGACUGUGCGGAAUAAGCCCAAGGAAAAAGUUUGCAUUACGUCACUUUCAAACGCGAGGAGAAGAAAAAGGAGAAACCCCCCCCAAAUUCUGCGGGGCGCCGAUGCAUCGUUUUUCUCAGGGAAGCCACGUUUCACCGGAUUGAGCCGGGUGCGUUUCAAGCACAGCUCAAGCGUUCAAGAUGUGAGUGCAAACGGGACUUUGGUUUCCAGAAUGUAAUCACCGGCUCACCCGUGUUUGGAACAUUUGACGUCUUCAAGUCAACUCACCGUUGAUGAUGAACGUUGCUUGAAUGAUCGGCCACGGCCGCUUAUCGUCUUGCUUGGCCACGUCAACUCCGAUGCCACGAGUCCGCCGUUUGUACCGCUGCUUUCGCUGAAUAACACCGUCGUGUGACACACGA